AUGGCUACAAUAAAGGGCAAAGGACCGUUGUUUGAUGGCGGUUUAUGUCGAUGUUGUGGAAAUAUGAAAAAAUGUCGUGUUUUGAACAUUGAAUACGAGAGUUUAGGCCAAAAAGAGGUUUAUUCGGAUAUGAUAAUGGAUUGCUUCGGCUUACUGCUAUCGCACUUAGAUGGAGUGCCAUCAGAACGCCUAGUCUGUGCGACAUGCGUGUCUCGUAUACGUGAAGCAUUGAGCUUUCGGAAACAAGUGCUCAGAUGUGAAGAGGCAUUCCUACAGAUGAAGAUAUAUGAUGCAUCGACUGAUGAGCCCAAGAUAGAAAACCAGUGGCAUUCGAGGAUUGAAGUGGUAGUAAAAGCUGAACCAGUACCGAUGCAACAGAGUGAUGAUGAUCAUUGUACAGAUACAUUGGCUGAUACUCCAGAACCCGAUUUGAAACACGAUAAAGCAAGCGAUGACGAUGACCAACCAUUAAAACGUCCCGCCACGCCACACAUUGAGGAGACAGAUAGAUUUGUGGAGAUUCAUGUCCCUCCAUUAGAUUCUGUCAAAGCUCAGGCGCCGGCGCCUAAAGCGAAAGUAGCGCCAUCUCUCGCUAUGAUGCAGAGGCAAAAACUACCAAUGGAAAAAGUACAACAAAUCAUGCGAGAAAGAGACUCCUCAUACGUGACAGAGACAAACAUAUUAACUAUAGUAGAAUAUUCCUUCGUCUGUCCGUUCAAGUGUAGACAUAACCACUUACUAUGCUACUACUGCGGUGAACUGUAUUCAGACCCCGAGCUUUUGAGACAGCAUACCCUCAAUACGCAUAACCCAAAGCGAUUCAAAGUGACCGAACAUAAGAAAAUGGUCAAAAUUGACCUCACUCGUAUAGAUUGUAGACUGUGUGGCAUUAAAAUCAAUGAUUUGGACAGUUUUAAGAAGCAUAUAUCAGAGAUACAUAAGAAAAAGUACUAUUUUAAUUAUAAAGAUUCAGUGUUGCCGUUUAAAUUGAGUCGGGAUGAGAUGAAGUGUGCUGUCUGUAACGUCUUGUUUCCUUAUUUUCAUGCGUUGAAUAAACAUAUGAAUGAACAUUACAGCAACUAUGUUUGUGAGACUUGUGGAUUGGGUUUCGUCGACAGAGGUCGCUUCGUAAUGCACCAACAACGACACGAAGAAGGCGACUUCCCCUGCCCGGACUGUGGGAAAGCGUUCAAAGCCUUAUACAAUAGAGACCUACACAUAGACAGAGUGCAUCGCAAGAAGGGACGUGUUUACUGUCCGAAGUGCGACGUCAAACUGAUGUCUUACUAUCAGAAGUUGAAGCAUUUGGUCGAGGUCCACGGAGAAGAGCCCCUCAGCUUCCCGUGUACGAUGUGUGAGCGAAUAUUCGAAACAAGACGGACGCUCACCAUACAUAGGCGGAAGGAACAUCUUAAAGAUUAUAGAUAUGAAUGCCAAUGCUGCGGCCAGAAGUUCUUCACUCGCUUCGCUCUAAACAAUCACAUGCCGACACACACCGGCGAGAGGAACUUCAAAUGUAAAGUCUGUGAAAAAUGUUACCCUCGUCUGAAAACCCUGAAGGAUCAUAUGCGAAUACAUACAAACGACAGAAGGUACCGAUGUCAUGUUUGUGGUCAGGCGUUUAUUCAGAAUUGCAGUUUGAAGGGACAUAUGAAAAGCCAGCAUCCGGAGUAUGAGAUGAGGUAG
Spodoptera littoralis (African cotton leafworm) is the source of this 1686-nucleotide messenger RNA. The record is from the annotation of a GenBank genome assembly. Lineage: Eukaryota; Metazoa; Arthropoda; Insecta; Lepidoptera; Noctuidae.